Aspergillus terreus NIH2624 is the source of this 1317-nucleotide messenger RNA. Its product is annotated as NAD(P)/FAD-dependent oxidoreductase. NCBI's taxonomy places the organism in Eukaryota, Fungi, Ascomycota, Eurotiomycetes, Eurotiales, Aspergillaceae. Gene Ontology annotation, molecular function: saccharopine oxidase activity; sarcosine oxidase activity; flavin adenine dinucleotide binding. The transcript has 3 exons. The record is from RefSeq and is a predicted model, not a curated record. The coding region runs from base 1 to 1317 and encodes 438 amino acids.
AUGGCCUUGGACAGCCCUUCCUACCUCAUCAUCGGCGCCGGCGUCUUUGGCGUAUCAACCGCCUAUCACCUCAUUCAGAGAUAUCCCAAUGCAUCGGUGACACUAGUUGACCGGGAUGCAUAUGACGCCGAGUCCCGUGUAGCCGCAUCAUGGGACUGGAAUAAGGUCGUGCGAGCCGACUACGACGACAAAGUCUACUGCCGACUCGCGCUCGAAGCCCAAGAUAUCUUCAAGUCCGAUCCGCUCUGGCAGCCGUAUUUCCACCAGACCGGCGUCUACUGGACGUGUCGCAGCAGCUAUGCCCAAAACGUCAUUGCGCACCAUAAAGAGCUUGGUCGCGACGACGAUAUCAUUGCCUUGCCUGUGGCUGAGGCUCGGAAGCUGUACGGUGGUAUCUUUGAUAACGCCGAUUACACGGGUGUCAAGGAGGUUCUGAUUAACCGCGCUAGUGGUUGGGCUGCGGCGGGUGAUGCGCUCCGGGCUGUCACGAAACGGUGUUUGGAAUUGGGAGUGAAGUAUAUCACGGCUGAGGUUGCUGCGUUGCAAUUUGACGGUCGUGGUUCGUGUACCGGGGUGAAGACGAAGUCCGGACAGGUCUUGUCUGCGACACGAACUAUCGUUGCGGCGGGGGCUUUUACACCGACUUUACUGGAGUGGAGUGCAGCGACGAGUGGGAAUCCGGGCUUGCGAGCUGGAGAACGCAUUUUGGCUGCUGGUAUCACGACGGGGAUGGCCCAGCUUAAUGAGGAGCAGUACAAGAAGUAUAAGGAUAUGCCGGUGGGUUUCCAGGGCUAUACGCCUGAUGAGGGCAAACCGUUUAUCGGUACCCUUCCCCCGACCAAGGAUGGAGAGCUGAAGUGGUGGGGCUCAAAGAUUUUCACCAACACGCGCGAGGUGGUCCCUGGGCGUCAUAUCUCUUCUCCCCCGCCUACAUUCGACUACAACCAGUGGAAGGUUCCUGGGCCACUGAAGCAGGACAUUGUCGAAUCCCGGAAUCUAUGGUAUGGUCCAGCGAGUGCGGAUUGGAAUAUGACGAAACACCGAAUUUGCUGGGAUGCGUUCACAACCACCUCCGACUUUAUCAUCUCCCCUCACUCGGCCUCAAAGGGUCUCUAUAUCGCUACGUGCGGUUCAUUCCACGGCUACAAGUUCUUCCCGGUGCUGGGCAAAUAUGUGGUGCAGAUGAUGGAGGGCGAGUUAGCCACCGAUUUGGAGGAAAAGUGGGCUUGGGAUCGACAGCGUCCCGAUUCCUCUGAGAACGUGGAGUAUCCGAAUGCGGAGAUGAAGCAUCUUCUGCAGCCUGCAUCAAAGCUAUAG